UUGCGGAAGUUUACGUUACGUAGACAUCGCUACGUUUUAGUUGGUAAUUCUCCACUUCCUGUACAGUGGGGGAUCCCGCUACAUCAACACCUAAAGUACGACUGACAAUCUUAGGUUUUGAUAUAGUCCGAGACGGAGGAUCGUGUGUAUUAUAAUCUGUGAUCGAUUACAGUAUCACUUCAAAUGAAAAUCUGGAUACAGAUUUACCGAUGCGGCGUUGCCUAAUUAUUUACCCCAUGACAUGGAGUGUGGAGUCACUGCAGAUCAUAUGUGUUUGUGAGUACAGAGAGAGAGACUAUAUUCGGAUCGCAACUCCUCGCCCUUGUGUGUAUUUGCCAGUCUAAGUCCAGAGGACUUUUGAAACAUCGGAGCCAGGAUGCUGAACAGUUGUUUAAAUUUUGCUCUAAUUCUACUAUAUGUCAAACACGGUGUGCCUUUUAACCUGGACAUCGAAAAACCUUCCAUUUUUUCUGGACCUCAAGGAAGUUACUUUGGAUUUUCUGUAGAUUUCUUCAAACCUAAUGACAAACAAUUAAGUGUUCUGGUAGGCGCUCCCAAAGCGAACACAUCUGACCAGUCUGCGGUGUCAGAGAGAGGGGCUGUUUACAGUUGUCCUUGGCAAACAAGCGGCGACUGCACACAGUUACAGUUUGACAACACUGAUGACAGGAGGAACCUAGAUGGAGUUCAAAUGGAGUUCAAAUCCAGUCAGUGGUUUGGAGCUACAGUGCGAUCCAGAGGAGAACACAUCCUGGCCUGCGCCCCGCUGUACCAGUGGAGCACAUACGGCCUGUCUGAGAGGGAGCCUGUCGGAACAUGCUUUCUGAAGAAAGGAGGAACGGUCGUGGAAUACUCACCCUGUCGUUCAAAUUCAGUCUCACCAGAGGGUCAAGGUUUUUGCCAAGCAGGUUUCAGUGCUGACUUUGUGAAGGAUGACAGAGUUGUUGUUGGAGGACCUGGGAGCUUUUAUUGGCAAGGCCAGCUGAUCUCUGAUGACAUAUCGGAAAUUGAAAGCAGAUUCAAUAAAGACUUCUACACUCCAUACAGCAACCAGCUCACAACCAAGUCAGCCAGCGCCCAGUACGAUGAUAGUUAUUUAGGUUAUUCAGUGACAGUUGGUGAUUUCAAUGAUGACGGGAAGGACGAUUACAUCACAGGUGUUCCCAGAGGGGAGAAGGCACUGGGCUAUGUUAACAUUUUCAAUGGGAGAAAUAUGGAGUCUAUGGUUAACUUCACAGGGCUACAGAUGGCUGCAUACUUUGGCCACGCGGUGGCGGCCACCGACAUUAACAAUGACGGGAUGGUGGAUCUGUUUGUGGGAGCCCCUCUCUUCAUGGACAGAGGGUCUGACGGAAAGUUGAGGGAAGUGGGUCAGGUGUACGUGUACCUGGGAAAGGGAGGAUUCUCGUUCCACACGGCCAUCAAGCUCACUGGCUCCGAGGUUUACGCUCGUUUUGGCAGCGCCAUUUCUGCUCUGGGAGACUUGGACAUGGAUGGCUAUAAUGACGUGGCCAUUGCUGCCCCCUACGGUGGGCCAGACCAUCAGGGACUGGUGUAUAUCCAUAACGGGCGGAGUUCAGGGCCUGACCUUUUGGCCUCUCAGGUUCUGGAGGGGAAGUGGGCAUCCACCUCCAUGCCACCCAGCUUUGGCUACUCCAUGAGCGGAGCCACCGACAUCGAUCUCAACGGAUAUCCAGACCUGAUUGUUGGGGUGUUUGGAGCUGACAAAGCUGUUUUGUACAGGGCUCGUCCAGUCAUCAGUGUUAAUACCACUCUGGACAUAAGCCCCCAAAUCCUCAACCCAGAGGAGAAGAAGUGCGCCCUGGGCUCCGGCACGGUGUCCUGCUUCAGAGUAAAAUAUUGUCUGAAGGCGAGUGGGAGAGGAGCUCCGAACGAUCUCCUUUUUAAGGUGGAUCUGACCCUGGACAGACUAAAACACAAGGGAGCAACGAAGCGAGUUCAGUUCCUCCACAGCAGGACCUCGGUGUACUCUAAGAACAUGACUGUGUCCAAUGGCAAAGGUCCAGCCUGUGAGGAGCUGGAAGCCUUCCUCAUCGAUGAGUCAGAGUUCCGGGAUAAAAUCACACCCAUUGCCAUUUUCAUGGAGUACAGUCUGGAUUACAAAAAGGCUGCUGACAAAACCGGCCUGCUGCCCAUUCUCGACCAGUUCACUCCUGCCAAUGUCACCAAGCAGGCUCAUAUAUUACUGGAUUGUGGUGAUGACAAUAUCUGCAAGCCAGACUUGAAACUGUCCGUCGUUAGUGACCAGAAGCAGAUCUACAUUGGGGAUGAUAACCCCCUGACCUUGGAGGUGACGGCUGAGAACAGCGGUGAAGGUGCCUACGAAGCUGAGCUCCACCUGACCAUGCCCCAGCAGGCGGACUUUAUCGGAGUCGUUCGUAACAGUGAGACGCUGUCCAAGAUCUCCUGUGCCUACAAGAGGGAGAACCAGACCCGGAUGGUGGUGUGUGAUCUGGGAAACCCAAUGAAAGGAGGAACCAGGAUCUUGGCUGGACUACGAUUCAGUGUUCACCAGCUCUCCGAACAGGACACAUCAGUCAAGUUUGACCUGCAGAUAAUAAGCUCAAACCAGUUCAACAAUACCAGCAGUGUGGUGUCCAGUGUUACUCGCCUUGCGGUUCUGGCCAAAGUGGAAAUAAGAGGAGUCUCCGCCCCUGAUCAGGUCUUCCUUCCCAUUGCAAACUGGCAGCCCAAAGACAGCCCUGUGUCAGAGGACGAUAUUGGACCUCUCGUCUUACACGUCUAUGAGCUGCGUAACAAAGGCCCGAGCACCUUCAGCAAGGCCAUGUUGGACAUUGAGUGGCCGUACAGGUACAACAACGGCUCUCUGCUGUACAUCACCAAAUAUGGUGUGGAUGGAGCCAUGAACUGCAGCACAGACAUGGAGAUCAACCCUCUCAACGUCUCGAACCCCACGGCUGGAGACAAAGAUGUGUUUAUAUCUAGCGGCGACAGGACAGAGGGAAGAAACCGGAACCAUGUUCAUCGCAGGGAUUUGGAAAGCAAAGAAAACGAGCAGGACCUGGAGAUUCUGGACUGUGAGAGAGCGCAGUGCCUGAAGAUAAGGUGUCAGGUGGGCCGACUGGAGAGGGGUCAGAGUGCCAUCCUGUUCAUCCGUUCCCGCCUGGGCGUGGCCACUUUCCUCAAGACUGAAAGUCAGAAUCGCUCAUAUGUCGUGAGGUCCUCGGCGUCUUUCAGCGUCAUAGAAAUGCCCUACAAAAACCUGGUGUCAGAGCUCCCCUCCAACAGCACUGCUGUGAAUCUUGCUGUGAUCUGGGUGAACUCCGAGUUGACACAGCCUCCUCCUGGUUGGGUGGUGGCCCUGGCUGUCAUGGCUGGCCUGCUGCUGCUGGCUCUGCUGGUCUUUAUUAUGUAUCGGCUGGGCUUCUUUAAGCGAGUGCGCCCCCCUCAGGAUGACUACACAGAGAAGGAGCAGCUGCAGCCGCAGGAGAAUGGAGACAGAAACACAGAGGCUUGAGGUUCUCCUCACUGCUCCUGGGCAUGUCAGCACUUCUCCACACAGAGAGAAAGCACGCAGUACUUAUGAAUUUCUACACCUUGCAUCACGUCAGUACACACACUCACACGCAGUCAUUCUCCUGUCUCGGUCGUAUUCUGAAAGCGUUGAACGAUUAGCACUGGAGGUGUCUGGAGGUCUGUAACAUAAGAGACUACUGCAGCUCCGCGGAGGGGGCAAAGAAAACGUUCAGAUAAAGCGUAAUGAAAUUCUGUUGCCGAACUAAACUCUAUUUUUCUUGGACUAUUGCCUGUCUUUUUUAACUGUUUUAACUUUUCAAAACCUACUGGUGAAUUUUGGUUCAUCUUUGUGCACUGACUUUAGUGAGACUAAUCGUAAAGGAGAAGACUAUGGGUCAGGGUUGUUUUAUAGAACUGUUGUUUACAAAGUCACAUCCUAUAAAAGAGACUGAGAGAAGUGUGAAAAACACAGAGGGUAAAAGUCUUGAAUCUUCUCUAAUUUAGUCCAAUUAAAAUUGAUUACAGGAAGGGUUACAGUCCUUGUUGCAUUAAUGAAAUAUUGUAAUAUGUAUAUGAUGUGGUAUUCUGCUGAGAGACUUUACAGGGCCUGUGGAUUAAACUGCCAUACAGUUCACCUCAGACCCAGAGAAAACCAUGCUCCCAUCACAACCUGUUAGACGCACAGGGGUUGAUCAUACCUUUUAGGUCAAGGCAUGAAAAUAGUAUUUGAAGUGAAAAAUGUUGCCAUUGCUUUUGGUGUUUGUUGCUUUUUUUCCCCCAAUAUUUUUCCAGCGCUGUAAGACUUUUGACUCUGAGUUGCUAUUUUAGUUUUAACUUUUGAUUAUGAAAAAUUCCUUUUUUUUCCAUUUCUACUGUAUAGAGAAUAUUCUGGUGUGGGGUAACUUUAUGUACUGUUUAUAAGUAAAAAAUUAGAGUAAUAUUGUAAUAUGCAUUAACAUUUCAUGUUUAAUUCAUGUUUCAGUCUGAAAGCCUUAAAGCCUAACAUAAUUACAGUUUUAAUUCACCCAGUGUCAGUCUGAUCAAAAUUGUGAAGUGUUCAAUCUACAAACAGAAUUUGUUAGUAUAAAUGGAUGAACCGUUGGCGUGGACCAUAUUCCUGACUGGACCACUUUUUUUUUCUUACCUUUAUCUUCACUCUUUCUUUUACAUAACCUGUACCUGUACAUAACCUCGUUUUCCAGCUCAGCGUAUUCAAAAGAAAAAAAAUGAACUUUAUUUACAUUUUUCUGGAAUCACGUGAAAUACUAGAGAAAUGCAUUGUAGUGUAAAAACCGAUUCUCUGGACAUGCGUGUGGUCCCUCUGGGUGGGCAGACGCCCUCUUGCUGUAGGUACCAACCUGCACACGUCUUUCUCUGUAGUUGUCACCAUGACAGCUGUGAUUUGUGGAGAAUGUGCCAUCUUAAGUAUUCCCAAGACUGUUUCAUCUGGACUGUCAGGCUCCACUAAGAGUUUCCUGCUUUUCCCCUCAGUGCUGUCACUAACAAAACCAGCACAAUGACAAACUAUGUUUCCACAGGAGACCCAACACAUUCAACACAGAUGUUUAAUCUGGUUAAUUAAGAUGAAUUCCUCUUAAUUAACAAGACGCAUCAUUUCCGGCCUUUUCAAAGUUACAGGUUGGCUGUGUCAGUUCAGUUUUAUGGUCACUAUUCAUGCAGGGUUGAUUUACUUUGGAUCUAAAGAUGAUUAGCAAUGGAGGAGAGGCCAAGAGAAAAACUCUUCGAGCAAUUGCAAAACACGUCACUAUGACGGCUGUGAUUUCAUUUUGAUUUGGAGGACGUUAUUACAGUCAAUGUUUUGUAUUAUAAGAAUCUCAAACUAAUCUACCCAUAUUGGGUUACCAUCAUUGGCUCAAGAUGGUUUGUUUUUCACAGUAAAUAAUGGUUGGAAAUUAGUCAACAAUCCACAUUUGCAUAAAAUGCAAGAUUAGAUUUUCUGUUUGUUUUCCUGUGCAUUAUAUUGUCUAUGAUGUGUUGAGGAUGGAGAACUAUGCCUUGCACUGGUCUCUGUAGCAGCCAUACUGAACUAGCUGAACUGUGCAUGGUCAUUUGCCUUUCCCAACCAGUGUUCGGCAUUCAACUUCAUUAUUGCAUUCACCCUUAUUAUUACUUGCAGUUUAUUUACUUUGUAAAUUUUGGGUUUCACUGCUAUGUAAGUUAA
Chanos chanos (milkfish) is the source of this 5680-nucleotide messenger RNA. RefSeq names its product integrin, alpha V (gene itgav). Gene Ontology annotation, cellular component: external side of plasma membrane; integrin complex. Lineage: Eukaryota; Metazoa; Chordata; Actinopteri; Gonorynchiformes; Chanidae. The coding region runs from base 377 to 3499 and encodes 1040 amino acids. Gene Ontology annotation, molecular function: integrin binding. Gene Ontology annotation, biological process: cell-matrix adhesion; integrin-mediated signaling pathway; cell adhesion mediated by integrin. The record is from RefSeq and is a predicted model, not a curated record. The transcript has 30 exons.